AUGGCUUUUGAAACUACAGUUUUCUGUUUGGACAACAGUGACUUCACGUUGAUUGAAGAUCACGUACCGAACCGAAUAUACGUGGAAUGUCAGGGGAUACAUUUGAUAUGCGUUUCGAAGACUCUGUCGAACCCUUCGAACUAUUUCGGGUUGGUUGCAAUGGCGAACGUGGAAAUAUUGGCACCACUGACGCAGAAUUACAACGAAGUUUUGAGCAAGAGUAAAAAUUUGAAGCUUCACGAGCAAAUCGAUUUUGUAGCCGGUCUACAUUUGGCUUACUCCAUGUUGAUUAAACGUCCAAAUAAAGAGAGCAAAAUGAAGUUGAUAGCGUUUAUUGCAAGCCCUUGCAUUAUAAAUGAAAAACAGUUGCGUAAGUUGGCUAAAAUACUGAAGAGAUCCAAAGUUACCGUGGAGAUUAUUUUUAUGGAUCAGCACCCAGAUACCUUAAGAAAAAUGUUUGAUUUUACCAUGGACUUGAAUGGAGAUAAUAACUUAACAAAUAACGUGGUAAUCAUACUUCCAGAUACGAACAUAGCAUCUGCUAUCAGAUCAUCGCAGAUUUUGCCUUUUACUUACAUUACUGCUGAUGUAGAGGAGGAGCAAGCAUAUUUUCUUCUGGCUAUGAGGAUUUCUUUGCAGGAAAAAGAGCAUUUGGACGCAGGGACCUCAGCAGCAAUAAAAGUGGAAGAUUCAAGUAAUAUGAAUGUUAUCCUUGAGGAUGAUGAUAAAGAAGAAGAUGCACUUUCUCAAGAAGAUGAAACUUUUCAGAGUGUUGAAAAUAAUAAGAAAAAAUAG
This is a messenger RNA of Brassicogethes aeneus, 795 nucleotides long. The record is from the annotation of a GenBank genome assembly. Lineage: Eukaryota; Metazoa; Arthropoda; Insecta; Coleoptera; Nitidulidae.